This is a messenger RNA of Branchiostoma belcheri (Belcher's lancelet), 389 nucleotides long. Its product is annotated as cytochrome P450 1A2-like. Lineage: Eukaryota; Metazoa; Chordata; Leptocardii; Amphioxiformes; Branchiostomatidae. Gene Ontology annotation, molecular function: heme binding; monooxygenase activity; iron ion binding. Gene Ontology annotation, cellular component: intracellular membrane-bounded organelle. The annotation marks the transcript as partial. The record is from RefSeq and is a predicted model, not a curated record. The transcript has a single exon.
GAACAUGGCCACCAUCGUCGGCUGGAUAAGUGAGUCCGUCCGGGAGAUUUUGACGAUCUCUGGGCUGAAUCUGCAGUCUUUUCUUGUCUUCUGUACGGUCUUCAUUCUGGCGUGUUUCCUCUUGAAGCGCCGCAGAAACCUACCCCCCUACCCCGCAGGACGCGUGCCUGUUCUCGGGCACCUCCUCGCCUUGGGCCGAGCGCCUCACCUCAAGCUGACGGCGUGGGGGCGGCAGUACGGGGACGUCUUCACCGUAAGGAUGGGGAUGGAAGAUGUGGUGGUUCUGAACGGCUACACUGCCGUCAAGGACGCGCUCGUGGACAGGUCCGAGCUGUUCGCCUCCAGGCCGCCAAUGUACCUGCUUGAUGCGAUGGUUGAUUUUGGAAAAG